Aspergillus niger is the source of this 1032-nucleotide messenger RNA. RefSeq lists its product as uncharacterized. The transcript is spliced from 5 exons. NCBI's taxonomy places the organism in Eukaryota, Fungi, Ascomycota, Eurotiomycetes, Eurotiales, Aspergillaceae. The coding region runs from base 1 to 1032 and encodes 343 amino acids. Gene Ontology annotation, molecular function: oxidoreductase activity, acting on NAD(P)H. The record is from RefSeq and is a predicted model, not a curated record.
AUGACACAAAACAAGGCUGCCUGGAUUACGGCCCCUACGGAGCAUCCGUUCACUAUCCGGGAUGCGCCGUAUCCCACACCAGGACCCGGGGAAAUUGUGAUAAAGAAUGCUGCUGUUUCUAUUAAUCCCGCUGACUGGAAAAUUCAGACAUAUGGUGGCCCUUGGCUGAGAAACUGGCCUUUUGUCUUGGGCACAGAUGUCGCAGGAGUGGUGGUUGAUGUAGGCCCUGGUGUGGUCCGCUUCACCAAAGGCCAGCGGGUCGUUGCGUAUUGUCACUGUCUAGGGACCGGGGAUCCCGCCAACUCGGGGUUCCAGUUGUACACCUUGGUAAAGGAAAUCACUGUAGCAGGUAUACCUGAUUCGAUUACCUUUGAAGAAGCAUCUGUGCUACCGCAGGCUAUUUCGACUGCCGCAGCAGGUCUAUUCCUCAAAGAAAGUCUCAAUCUUCCCAUACCCCCUCCUACCGGUGCGAAGCCGACAGGCAAAUCGAUCCUCAUCUGGGGCGGCGCGUCUUCGGUUGGCGCAACAACAAUUCAAUUCGCAGAAGCAGCCGGUCUAAGUGCGAUCACGACUGCAUCGACCCAUAACCAUGGGUUAGUGAAAUCUCUGGGCGCAAGUGCUGUUUUCGACUACAAGUCACCUACCAUCGUUGAGGAUGUUGCCAGUGCGAUCAGAAACACGGACUUUAUUGGCGUCUACGAUGCUAUUUCCGAACCUGCAAGUUUCGAGAUGGUGCGUGCGGUUCUGGACCGGCUGAAGGCAGAUGUUAAGACUAUAUGUGUUUCGCCAUAUGAUAAACCUACGGAACGGUUUGCUCCGAUCUUUAUCAGUUCAAACUUCCUCACAUAUGACUCAAACAAACAUGUCGCCGACGGCAUUUGGAGAGACUUCGUCUCGGAAGCCUUGGAAAACAGACGCCUCAAACCAAAGCCUGACCCUGAAGUUGUUGGGAAAGGGCUGGAAGAGAUACAGAAUGCUGUCGACAUUCUAAAGAAGGGCGUCUCGGCAAAAAAGAUUAUUGUCACUCUGUGA